Talaromyces proteolyticus is the source of this 1317-nucleotide messenger RNA. RefSeq lists its product as uncharacterized. Gene Ontology annotation, molecular function: DNA-binding transcription factor activity, RNA polymerase II-specific; zinc ion binding. Bases 1 to 1317 code for a protein of 438 amino acids. NCBI's taxonomy places the organism in Eukaryota, Fungi, Ascomycota, Eurotiomycetes, Eurotiales, Trichocomaceae. Gene Ontology annotation, biological process: regulation of DNA-templated transcription. The transcript has a single exon. The record is from RefSeq and is a predicted model, not a curated record.
AUGGUCGCGCAAAAACGAGCGCUAAGGGCCUCAUGUGAUAACUGCCAUCAAGCCAAAGUCAAGUGCGUUUCAACAUCGGCUGGAUGCCAGCGCUGCCUAAGUUUGAAUGUACUCUGCGUCCAUAGUCCUCCUGGACGGUCCGGAAGGGUGCCAGCUGCUAGUAGAGAUAGAGACAGGAGUUCGCACGAGAAUAACAACAAUAGCAAAGAGCAGAGCUGCACAAUUCACGACCCUGGCGUCUCCGCAGAGAGUGAAGAUGACAACAUUGCUCCACAAGUGUCUUUGCCUACCCCUCCUCCCGCAGCUUCAGCGCUCUCGACACCCCCUGCAACCGAAUUUCCCACAGAUUCACUGGCGUUAAUCGAUGAGCCUAUGGACCUGAUGCUCUCUAGCUGGUUACCCAUGAAUCAUCAGCAGUCUCUACACGACGACCCCGGUAGUACCCCGACUGGGAGAUCCUCCAUUCCGUCCACCGUGACAUCUGCAACAGAGUCUAUAUCGUCAACAUCAUCACUAUUUAAUCAGCCGACGACUCCAGUAUUCGGAAUGCCAUUACCUAUAUCAACUGCUAUGGCCGAUUUUGCUACAAGAGAACCAGGAAUGGUUCCGCAACGAACCUCACAAGCAUCUCUCAAUUACCAUCACCUUCUUAGCCCUAAGGGUGCUGGGUUGACGUGUACCUGCUUCCAGUCAAUUAUCCGUGCACUCGAGAAAAUUCAAAAGGCAAACAUGCCUUCUCUCAGUCUGGAUGUUGCUCUCGGUCAAAAUAAAGAAGCUCUCAUGCAAAUUUGCAACUCGCUCAAAUGCACGUUUCCUCACGAUAGCACGACUCGACUGCUUACGAUGGUGCUCCUGCGCAGAAACCUCCAUGUUUACCACUUGCUAUACCAAUUGCGACUCCGAAAUGAAGCCGAGACAAAUACCUCUAACUCUGAACUGUUUUCUCCUUCCUCGCAUUCAUUAUCCCCAUUCACCUUUCCAUCACUGCGUCAGGGGUUUGGGACCGGGGGCAACCGGCAUUAUGAUUAUAACUUCCCUACUGAACAGUUAUAUCAAGAAAAGGAUACAACGAGUAGUGUUCCUGGUCAGGGAAGUACUAGACUAACCCUUGGAGCGUAUCAGCUGGACGAUGCAGACGAGAGCUCUUUAAAAAAGCAAAUUCUUUUGUUGGAUGUUAAUAAGGUGCCACUUUUGUUAGAGAGACUCGAUCGUCGUGCUUGUGGGCUUGAUGAGACGGAUGGAUUGGACUUGUACAACAUGAUGCGCAGCGCACUGAUCGCUGAGUUCCGUGCUAUUGUGACAGCCGUCGAAGCAUAG